Messenger RNA from Mycena indigotica, 615 nucleotides. Its product is annotated as DUF202 domain-containing protein. Bases 1 to 615 code for a protein of 204 amino acids. Lineage: Eukaryota; Fungi; Basidiomycota; Agaricomycetes; Agaricales; Mycenaceae. The record is from RefSeq and is a predicted model, not a curated record. The transcript has 3 exons.
AUGGCUCCUCCGCCCACUCCGUUCAACACUGUCUCGCAUCCUCCUCCCGCACUCGAUGAACAAGCGCCGCUGCUCCCUGUAGAUUUCGUCCCUCCGAAUGCUUCCGACUCCGACUCUGCUGGCAAACCGCGCCUGGGCCAGCAUGUGUCCUAUCGAUCGACAAGGCAUUCAAGCACACCAGACACAGUUCUUGGCAGCCAGUCGCUCGGGCCCGCCUCCGUCGCGCUGGUCCUAGAAAACCGCGGAAGUGUCGCGCGCGACCACCUUGCGCUGGAGCGCACCUUCCUCGCGUAUGUCCGCACGAGUUUGGCGCUUGCCGCUGCCGGUGUCGUGCUGACACAGCUUUUCCGGCCGUCCGAUAGCCAGAGUCGAGGUAACGGGAUCGGAGAACAUGGGCGGGUGAUGGCGGCGGGCGCGAUUUUGCUUUCGCUCUACACGCUUGCGGUAGGAUUGUGGAGAUACUUUGAGCUGCAGGCCGCGCUCGUCGACGGCAAGUAUCCCACCACGCGCUGGCGGCUUGGGUUCCUGGCCGCUGCUGCUGGCAUCGCGAUGGUAUAUGUAGCGGGCGGGCUGAAAAUGCAGGCGGUUGAGGACUUGAGGUUCAAUGAGCAGUAA